UCGUGCAUGCGCAAUACCGGGCCGGGUUGGCAGGAAAGAUGGCGGCGGCGGCGGGAGGAGUCCGGGGUUGAGAGAGCGGCCCGGGGAACGGGGACAUGGCGAGAUUAGGAGAUUAUUUCCUGCUGGUUGGCUAUGACUUUAACAAGAGAGGCAGCAGCAUAGGACAGGGCAAGAUUCUGCAACGUUUCCCUGAAAAAGAUUGGGAAGAUAACCCUUUUCCCCAAGGCAUUGAACUUUUCUGUCAGCCCAGUGGAUGGCAGUUGUGUGCAGAGAAGAAUCCCCCGGCGUUCUUCAUUGCUGUUCUGACAGACAUCAACUCAGAACGACAUUACUGUAGUUGCUUCACCUUUUGGGAGGAGUGUCCGCAGAAUCUUAUUGACCAGCAUGAUGGUGAAGCUGAGGAUGAUGCCCCAUUGCCCUCUGCAGCACAGCUUUAUGCUCCAAAGACUCUGGUACUUGUGUCCCGCCUGGAUCAUCCAGAAGUCUUUAGGGACUCCUUAGGUCUGAUCUACACCAUUCACACCGAUGGCCUCAGUGUAUCCCUGGAGAAUGUUGUGGGAAAUCUACUAACUUGCACUGUCCCCGUUACAGGGGGCACCCAGUCUGACGUGGAGCAGGAUGGUAUGAGAACCAUAUCUCUGGGAGCAGGGGACCGCCAAGUGAUCCAAACCCCAAUAUGUGACUCUAUUCCAAUCAGCAACUGUAGUGUAGCCCUGUUAUUUCGACAGCUUGGGAUCACCAAUGUAUUGUGCCUGUUCUGUGCAGCGCUCACUGAGCACAAGAUCUUGUUUCUAUCUCGGAGUUACCAGCGUUUGACUGAAGCCUGCAGAGGUCUCAUGGCUAUAAUGUUUCCCCUCAGAUACAGUUUCACAUAUGUGCCCAUUCUCCCUGCUCAGCUUUUGGAAGUUCUCAGCACACCAACGCCAUUCAUCAUUGGUGUAAAUGCCCUCUUUCGGUCAGAGACCCAGGAUCUGCUUGAUGUAAUAAUUGCAGAUUUAGAUGGUGGCACAAUAACUAUCCCGGAAUGUGUACAGAUUCCACUACUGCCUGAACCGUUGGUCCAUCACACGCAAGAGGCCUUGUCACUGGUUCUUGACCCUGCUUUACAAAUUGCUGACUUGGCAUUUCCUCCAUCUUCUAUAACAGCUUCAACUCUUCGAAUGCAGGAUAUGGAAGUACGUGCCGUGUUCCUUCGUCUUUUUGCUCAGAUCUUGCAAGGAUACCGUUGUUGUCUUCAGAUCAUAAGAGUUCACCCAGAGCCUGUCAUACGGUUUCAUAAGGCAUCUUUUUUGGGUCAGCGUGGAUUGGUGGAAGAUGAUUUUCUAACCAAGGUUCUAGAAGGCAUGGCGUUUGCUGGAUUAGUGACAGAGAGAGGUCCACCAUACAGAUCUUUGGAUUUAUUUGAUGAGCUGGUUGCUUAUGAUGUGCACAAAUUAAAGUACGAGGAGGGAAGGCAGAAAAACCUAAUGAAGCAUGUGCAAGAACUAGCUGAGAAGCUCUACAGGAAUGAGAACCCAUACCCUGCUGUUAGUAUGCACAAAGUUCAACGGCCAACAGAAGGAAGUUACUUGCGAUCUCAAAAUAAGACCUUCCCUCUGCUGGAUGAAAGUAGUAUCCAGUGGAUCUUGGAUCAGGCUGCUGCCAAAAUGCAAAAUGCACCUCCUGCUGUUAAGUCGGAGAAGAAAUGCAUGGUGCCACCUGGACCACCUAUUGCAGCAAUUGUGGAGCGGAACGGCAGUGCUGUAGCAAACAGCAACAGACGGCUAGAAGUCGUGAGGAACUGUAUUUCUUAUAUCUUUGAAAAUAAAAUGCUGGAGGCAAAGAAGCUUCAGCCUGCUGUUCUUCGGGCACUGAAAGGGAGAGCAGCUCGGCAUUGUCUAACACAGGAGCUCAACCUGCACGUGCAGCAGAAUCGGGCCGUGUUGGAUCACCAGCAGUUUGACUUUGUUGUUCGUCUAAUGAACUGCUGCCUACAGGAUUGCACAUCACUGGAUGAACAUUCUAUAGCUGCAGCCCUUUUACCUUUGGUGACUGCAUUCUGCAGGAAAUUAAGUCCUGGCAUCACACAGUUUGCUUACAGCUGUGUACAAGAGCAUCUAGUUUGGACCAACAUGCAGUUCUGGGAAGCCAUGUUUUAUGAAGAUGUUCAAAACCACAUCAGGGCUUUGUAUGUAAAUUCUGAAGAAGCUGCUUCUAACCCGGAUGAAAUCGAAGUAGAAGAGAGAUCGGCCCUGGAAUUGGCAGCUGAGCAAUGUCGUCUAUGGCCUACACUUCCGCGUGAAAAACAGUUAGAACUUAUCCAGAAAGAGGAGAGCACCGUAUUUAGCCAGGCUAUCCACUAUGCCAAUCGUAUGAGCUACCUUCUUUUGCCAUUGGACACCUCUAAAAACCGCCUUCUGCGAGGGGGAGCUGGAUUAGGAGAUACAGAAAGCGUGACUAACAGCUUCAUCACCAACAGCAUGGCGGGCAGCGUAGCAGAAAGUGCAGAUACGGAAAGCGGUUUUGAAGAUUCUGAAGUCUCGGAUGUAGCUCAUUGUGUUGUCCGAUUUAUCACCCGUUUUGUGGACAAAGUGUGUACAGAGAGUGGGGUUACAUCGGAUCACCUCAAAGGCCUGCACACAAUGAUCCCAGACAUUGUUCAGAUGCAUAUAGAGACUUUGGAUGCUGUUCACAGAGAAAGUAAGAGGCUGCCUCCAAUCCAGAAGCCAAAAUUAUUGCGACCCACGUUGUUAGUAGGGGAGGAUUUGGUAAUGGAAGGGCUUCGAGUAUAUCUUCUACCAGAUGGACGAGAGGAAGCUUCAGGUGGUAGUCUUGGAGGUCCACCCCUACUUCCUGCUGAAGGGGCGCUUUUCCUCACCACUUAUCGAUGCAUCUUCAAGGGCACUCCAGUAGACCCAUUAGUGGCUGAACAAGCUGUAAUGCGGUCCUUCCCCAUUGCAUCUCUGACGAAGGAGAAGAAAAUCAGUGUUCCAGCUCAUCUAGACCAGUAUGUUCAAGAAGGACUUCAACUGCGCUCUUGUACUUUCCAGCUUUUGAGGGUGGCAUUUGAUGAGGAAGUCCCUUCUGAGAUCUCUGAAGGUUUCCGCAAGCAGCUGCACAAGCUGAGGUACCCUCAAGAUGUGCUUGGGACUUUUCCUUUCAGCGUUGGUCUCUCCCUACCACAUACUACUCAGCCAAGAACCAAGGACAAGAAUCCCUCCAUCAAGACCAUCUCUAAGAAUCUUGUGAAGAAUGCCAAGAAGACAAUAGGCCGGCAAUAUGUUACACGCAGGAAGUAUAGCCCCCCAUCCUGGGAUCUCCGAGGGAGCCACAGUUCACUGGAACAGCAGGGAGAUGAUAUUUCAGUGUCUGAAGAUUUGGACAGAAGCACAUUAACCAUCUCUACCUUAAAGGCCUCUGACAAGCAGACAGGAGGCAAUAUGGCAGAACGAGCAUGUUGCCGUGACUACCAAAGAAUGGGACUUGGUACUUUGAGUAAUAGCCUGACCCGUGCUAAAAAUGAACCUUUCCGGAUCUCAACAGUGAACCGCAUGUAUGCUGUUUGUAACAGCUAUCCAGGGUUGCUGAUUGUUCCUCAGAGCAUUCAGGACAACACUUUACAGAAGAUCUCUCGCUGCUAUAGACAAAAUCGGUUUCCUGUAGUGUGUUGGCGCAGCCCACGUACCAAAGCUGUUUUGUUGCGGUCAGGUGGACUUCAUGGCAAAGGUGUGGUUGGACUCUUUAAAUCUCCUAACACAGCUGGCACAGGACCAUCACAGACAGAUUCCACAUCGCUGGAGCAGGAAAAAUACCUCCAGGCGGUCGUGAACUCGAUGCCUCGUUACGCAGAAAUGAGUGGGAGAAACACACUCAGUGCUUUUCCUUCUGCUCAUCUCUAUGAUUCUCCAGACAAACGUCAACCCAAGUUGGGUUCAUUGAUGAAGCAGGUGAUGGGAGGGAAGGAUGACAUUCGAGGAGGUCAUUCAACUCGGGGUAUUAAGCACCCCGCAGUGAGACGAGGCUAUGCUGAACAAGGCAAAUGGGGAAGCAUGCGUGGCAGUGGAAGACUUAGCGCCUAUGGCAUGAACUCAGAUGUAGGAACUAGACUUGCAGCUAGAGAACUUCUAACUCCUCAUCAAAAUGGAGGCCCCUCAGAAAGUGCGCUGACCCCCCGCAGAGCUGCUCUGUACAUCAUUGGUGACAAGUCACAGCUGAAAGGGGUGAAGCAGGACCCAUUGCAGCAGUGGGAGCUAGUCCCUAUUGAACUGUUUGACGUCAGACAAGUUAAAGCUAGUUUCAAAAAACUGAUGAAGGCCUGUGUGCCCAGUGCUCCCUCCACAGACCCCAACUUGUCAUACCUGCGCACCCUUGAGGAAUCUGAGUGGCUUCUACAGCUACACAAGCUACUGCAAGUCUCUGCGCUGGUUGUAGAGCUGUUGGACAGCGGUUCAUCUGUCCUGGUUGGACUUGAGGAUGGAUGGGAUCUUACCACACAGGUGGUGUCUCUGGUUCAGCUCUUGUCUGACCCGUAUUAUCGAACUAUUGAGGGAUUUCGUCUACUCAUCGAAAAGGAAUGGCUCUCGUUUGGUCACAGGUUUAGCCAUCGUGGUGCACAUACAGCCGCCAGCCAGAGUAAUGGUAUUACUCCUAUUUUCCUACAAUUUUUGGACUGUGUGCAUCAGAUCCAUCUGCAGUUCCCAUCUGAGUUUGAAUUCAGCCAGUAUUACCUGAAGUUUGUGGCUUAUCACUAUGUGUCGAACCGGUUCCGCACCUUCUUACUGGACUCGGAUUAUGAGAGGAUUGAGAAAGGGGUCCUGUAUGAGGAAAAGGGAGAUCGACGUAGCCCUCAGAUCUGCCGCUCUGUAUGGGAGUAUAUGGAGCGGAUACAUAAGAAGAAUCCAAUGUUCUACAACUACAUGUUUUGCCCUGAGGAUGGAGAGGUGCUGCGCCCAUACAGUUCAGUAUGGGGUCUUCGUGUGUGGGAUUAUUACACCCAUGAAGCUCUGAGUGAAGGUCCUUCUUAUGACUGGGAGCUUGUUCAGGCACACCGGCAUGAGGAACCUGAGAAAAAUGACAGCUCUGCCCCCCAGACAAAACGGAAGAUUGUUUGGCCAUCCUAUCAUGCACCACAGCGGAUACAGCCAGAUGCCCUCACCUGCUUGUUAGAGGAAUUACAAAAUCUAGAGAUGGAUUUGCGACCUGUUCCUGAAAGAUGGAAGGAAUCAUGGGAUAAAGUAAAAGCUGUCCACAGGACAGAGGUCCGCCAUGAGAGCCGGAAAUCCAGUGCUUUGCUGAUGUCAUCAAGUGUAUCCUCGCAGCGGCAAUCAUUGGGCAUUUACCUGCAGGAGAGUGGUGUAGGGUCUACACUAAAUUUGAGCCUGGAGAGUGGUCCUAGCACAACAAGCACUCCUACUGGUGCCGGGAAACUUGGAGCACGAAACAGCACUAGUACCUUGUAUAAUCAGUUCAACACUGCAGAAAGAGAAAACCGAUCAUACGAGGGAAUUUUGUUUAAGAAAGGCGCAUUUAUGAAACCCUGGAAACCUCGCUGGUUUGUGUUGGACAAGACUAAGCAUCAGUUAAGGUAUUAUGAGAGCCGUACUGACACUGAAUGUAAAGGGGUGAUUGACCUGGCAGAGGUAGAGUCCAUAUCUGCUGGUACACCAACAAUGGGUGCUCCCAAGAAUGUGGAUGAAAGAGCAUUUUUUGAUCUGAAGACAACGCGCCGAGUAUAUAACUUCUGUGCCCAAGACACUUCACAGGCUCAGCAGUGGAUUGACCGAAUCCAGAGCUGCCUGUCUGACGCAUGAAACUUCAGGGAUAGCGUUAAAAAAAACUGCACCACUGAACAAACUGUAACAUGGGGGUACCACAUGGCAGCCUACAGCUAAAUCCUGUUAAACCCACAACAAGCUGUUUCUUUCCAGACUUUUCUGGAAGCUAAAGCACCUUAGCUUUUUGUUCUUCUUUGAUUAGUAAUGCUCGUUGAUUAUGCAGUUAUGGUCUGUGAACCCUACUACAUGCUGCCUACUGGGAACCAAUGAAAAUGAGAACAACUAGUUGUGGACCUUCAGAAGCUGCGCUGAACAUAUACAAUUUUAUGAUCUGGCGUUUUUGAGCGAAGCUGUGGACUCGGCCUCAUGAGUUGCAGGCAGGUUUUUACGUGGCUGGGUGGCUUCAUGUCAUUCAUGAAGCUCUGCUAAACUGAUCUCUGGGAAGGUUUUGCACCUGUUUGGUAUUUUAAAUGCUUACUUGUGAGUUGUCAUUCAGUUGAAUUGUCAUAUUUUAAAUUAUUUUAUAAAGGUGAGGAGCUUGGCAAUGGGACCUAUGAGUCCUAGAAAGAUGUGAAUGCGGAAAGUAACCAGAUCCAACAGUAAGAGUUGAAGCAGUGAGAUUACAUAAUGAAAACUUCAACAUGGUUCACAUUAAACAUGAAUGUCCUGUUUUACAAACAUCACAGCCAUUUUAUCAUACGCUUCAGCUGUAAGUGGGCUCCACAAUGGUGUAUGUCCAGACUACGGGCUCUGGCUAAAGAAUUUAGAAGAGCAGGUUAAAACCACUAAGGAUUCUACUACUACUUCAGUGUCAUAGGAUUUUGCUUGUUUAACACUCCAAUGUAUAUACUGUAGUGAGAAGGGAGAAGACCCUUGUAAAAAACAAUGUUCCUGAGUAAUAUAAAUUUACACAGUCCGAAACGUUUGACAAUGAGCCACAAGGAAUUCUGGACCACACAAGAAAUAAGGAACCAAUUGGCUUCAGCAGCUGGUUGGUCUGUGUGCACUUUGGAGGAGAGGAGCGCACCUUGUGCUCAUAGUCUGUACCAUUUGGAGUAACAGGAGAAUUUGUUAAAAUUUGCUAACGGUAUUUUAACUGUGAUUAUUGUACGCCACUUAAUUAUUAUUAUUGUAUAUUAUUGUAUAUAGAAGAAUGUCCACAACAACAAGAGACUUCGGAGAUAUGUGAUAACUUGAGGAAGUGGUGAUUUAUUUUUAACCCUUCCACUGCAGAACAGCAUUUGUUAAGGUGGUGGCUGGAAUGCAUUUUCUUUAUUGUGCAGCACGGUCACCUCUGCCUCACCCAUUAUAGUCAGAGCCGCACAUUAGAUGGGACUGAAUUCAUAUUAAAAAUCUUAUUUACACAUUGUUUAUAUACUUAGCACCAAAUGCCCAGUUCCAAUUAUCAUAAGCCAGAGCUUAUGGGAGACUGAAUGUCAGCAAUGAUGUAUGGAUAUGUGGGACUCAUUCCUCCAUUUUACACACUGUCUUACGGAGUUGGUUGCUGUUUAUCUGUGUACCGUUAUGGCCACAUUAAAGCACAUGUCCAUAGAAACUCUACAAUAAGAAUGUCCUGAACAUGAAGCUGAUGUUUGCCAAUGCUGCUAUUUGUACAUCCCUAUAUAAAUGUCUCCAUUAUUUUGUUAGCAAUAUUCAUCCCAUAGAAAUCUGAGCCGGAUUUUCACAAGAAAGGUAUGGUCAUGUUUUGGGACACAUACCCUGCAUGGCGGUAUGCUUACUUUGAAACUGAAUUUGGAGAUGACAGAAUCCCUUUAAUAUAUUCCACUAAUCCCCCUCUUCUGGUUGUAUAGUUCAAAGGACAACCUAUUGCUUGAUACAUGUUGUGCGGCUUUUAAAAUAAUUUUUAUUAGACCUGAUCACUGUAGAUUGACUUUACAUACUUUAACUAUGGAGCCAUAAAGCCAGUUCUGUCUGUGCUCCAGUUUAUAGUGAUUUCACCAUGAAUAUGUUAGUGCACAAAUGAUUGCUAUGGGAUGGCUGUGACCGUCUCUCAGUUGAUUUUCCAUGUCUUUGAACAGUUUUUCACUCAAAGUACUAUUCAGGUUUGGAUUAUGGUUCCCUAACCUGCUGUUUUUGGCUGGUCCUCCCCUGACAGAUUAUGCUGAUUGAGAGAAUAAUCACUUUUGUUAUCUGAGGAAAUGUCGCAGCUAGGGGCAUCUCUCUUGGCCAAACCGUAUGUAUGUGUCAAUGGGGUGGGGUCCAGGAGGAUAGGCGUCAGCUGGCAGCUUUUGAAGGUGUGUGGGCCCCUUUAGUACUGUACAUCUGUGUCUUAAGCCAAUUUUGACCAGUGAACUAUUUUUCUAGAUGACUUUUCUGCUCCAGCAAUAAUGGUCAUCUCCGUGCAAUGUAAAUACCUAUGCCUAUUAAGUUUAGGGCUUGAAUAUCAUUAAGCUGUCUAGAAGAUGUAUGAAAAAUAGUGUGAUAAAUGCCAAUUCCCUAAGUUUCUAUACAAUGCCCCUUAGCUGUCUUUAUGUCUUAGUCCCUCUCACCUAAAAAGGUUCCAUCACUGAAUAGUAUUACAUGAGUAGUUUUGUUACAGAUCAAGCAGCAUGUGCCAGUAUUAUCUCUAAAAUUACUUCCAUGACACUUAAGAGAACUUCCUUAAGCCUGUUUUUGCAGUGAAAGGGUUAAUGGUCAUCACAUUCCUUCAUGUCUCUGAGUAAAAGAAGCUUAAACUGCUCAGUAACCGUGGCCAUUUUAAUUGAUGAAUGCUUUGUACAUAAUACAAUUCUCAGGCUGAACUUCCCUGUUUUUGUAGAAUACAUCAGUUCUUGUACAUUGUGUCAAACAUACAGUUCUUGGGUUGUGCCUAGAUAUAUGGAAACAGGAAUAUAUCCAGACAAAUAAAUGAAACUAACAACUGUUUAAAA
This is a messenger RNA of Bufo gargarizans (Asiatic toad), 8644 nucleotides long. It is a transcript of the gene SBF1, whose product is annotated as SET binding factor 1. Lineage: Eukaryota; Metazoa; Chordata; Amphibia; Anura; Bufonidae. The record is from RefSeq and is a predicted model, not a curated record. The transcript has 43 exons. Bases 96 to 5789 code for a protein of 1897 amino acids.